AUGCUCAUCAUUCUCAGAGAUCUGCUGCGCCUGCACCCCACUCUCAAGCUGGUGCUUAUGAGUGCAACCCUUGAUGCCGGGCUGUUUGCAAACUAUUUCGGGGGCUGCCCCGUCAUCAACGUCCCUGGCUUCACAUAUCCGGUGCGAUCACUGUACCUGGAGGAUAUCCUUCGCAUCACAAAUUACGGCAACAAUUUCGCUAGUGGGGCUUUCAAUAAGGGAGCACUGCAAGCUAUGGAUGUCGAAAGGGAAGCAGCACAGGCCGACGUGCGUGUGGGAGGAGGGGGUGAGGGAGCAGGAGAGGGAGAGGGAGAAGGUGAGGAGCAAGGAGAGGAAGAGGUGGAGGAAGGGGAGGUGGGGGAAGACGACGAGGAGGAAGGGGAGGAAGUAGGCGGGGAGAAGGGAGAGGGAGCAGGCUCAGAGGGGGGAGAGGGAACAGCAGGGGUGAAUGGGGAGGAGGAGGAUGAGGUGGAGGAAGGGGAGGUGAUAGGUCUAACAGCAAAGGACGCAGCAGCCAUGGAUGAGGCGAUAAGACUCGCUUGGAUGUCGGAUGAUUUCGAUGAUCUGAUGGAGCUAGUGGUAUCAGGGCAUGAAGAGGCAAAGCUGCAGGGGAUGAUGAGUAGAAUGAUGAUGGCAGCAGCACAGAGCAGCGGUGGUGGCGGUGGUGACGGUGGUGGUGGUGAUGGUGACGGUGGUGAUGGUGUUGGUGGCAAGGGGAGAGCAGAGGAGGUGGAGAUGCUGCUGUCGCUGGGGGCUGAUGUGACUCUCACAUCAGACGAGGGCAGCACGGCGCUUGACUGGGCGCGCAUGUACGGCCAUGAGGCUGUGUGCCGGAUUCUUGAGAGACACAUGGAGGCGCUGGGCUUGGGAAUGCCGGAGGAGGGGGAGGAGGUUUUUGAGGCGCCUCAAAAACGACCUCAAUGCUCGCUGGGCUUGGGAGUGCUGGAGGAGGGGGGGGAGGUUGAGGAGGGAGAGGAAGGGGAGGAGAGGGGAAUGGAUGAUGGGGAGGGAAUGCAGGAAGAGAAGGGCGAGAGGCAGGGAGAGGUAUCCAAGGCCGACGCAACAACUGAUGCCGUUGCUGCUGCUGCUGCUGCUCCUGCUGCUGCUGCUGCUGGUGCUGCUGUGGCUGUGCCUGUGAGUGCAGAAGCAGCGAGGCUGGCAGCACAGGAGCAAGUGGCGCUCUCUUUAUACCAAGCGUCUGUGGAUCAUGAUGAGGUGGAUUUGGCCCUCAUCCACCUCCUGCUGACUAGGAUCUGCGUCAGCGCGGCAGAGCGGCCGGCAGCACUCACGAGCAGCAGCGCCUUUGCUUCCAGAAAAUCCCAACAGAUGGUGAAACAGGGAGAAGAGAAGGAGGGAGAGGAGGGGGAAGAGGAAGACGAGCUUCUAUCUCUCAUUCCGACUUACAGCAAGGAAGGCAGGGAGGGUGGAGGAGCAGGAGAGGCAGGAGGAGCAGCAGCAGGGGACGGGGGAGCAGGUCUGAACGGGCCAGACUGCGCUAUCCUCGUGUUUCUCCCGGGGUGGGAGGAAAUCUCCCGCCUGAGAGACCGGCUGCUGGGCUCCUCUGUGUUUGGAGACCCCACGCGGUUCCUGAUACUGCCGCUGCACUCGAAGAUUCCGAUGCCGGAUCAGCGGAAGGUGUUUGAGCGGCCGGGGCGGGGCGUGCGGAAGAUUGUGCUGACGACGAAUAUCGCGGAGACGGCGCUGACGAUCGAUGACAUUGUGUUUGUGGUUGAUUCCGGAAGGUUGAAGGAGAAGAGCUACGAUGCGCACACGAAUGUGUCUACCCUGCAGACGGCGCUGACGAUUGAUGACGUUGUGUUUGUGGUUGAUUCUGGAAGGUUGAAGGAGAAGAGCUACGACGCACACACCAACGUGUCUACCCUGCAGGUAGGUGGAAGGGGGCCAGGGAAAGGGGUGGUGGGUGGUUUGAUGGGGGGGUUGGCAGCUUUUCAGACGCCUCAAAAUGCUGCUAGGGAGGGGCGUGCGGAAGAUGGGGCUGCAGCUGUUGAAGCGCCCCUCAAAGGCCGGGGCGGGGGGUCUGUUGGGUCUCCAAAACCAUUGCGCGCCAGUGCCAGGGCAGAGCAAGGCGGUGCAAACCAGAGUUGUGCUUCCACCUCUUUUCACACCCAUAACCCUCUCCUCUCUCUUCCUUCUAACGCCCCCUCGCCCCCGCAGAUCAAGAUUCUCAACCCUUCACUGGAUAUCCCUCUCUUUCUCUCAAAAGCCCUCGAGCCCCCGGUCCCCGCCGCAAUCACCAACGCUGUCGCCCUCCUGCAAGACAUCGGUGCUCUCGACCCCCACCAGUCCCUCACGCCCCUCGGGGCCCACCUAGGCGCCCUCCCCCUCCACCCAGUCACCUCCAAAAUGCUCCUCCACUCGAUUCUCCUGGAUUGCCUUGGCCCGGCUCUUACUGUCGCUGCUGCCAGCACCUAUCGGGAUCCGUUCCAGAUGCCUAUAGGGCUUGAUCAGAAGCUUAAAGCCAUUGCUGCAAGGCACGCGUUGGGGAAUUCCCUGGGCGGGUAUGGGGAUCAUCUCGCACUCAUUGCUGCGUUUGAUGGGUGGGCUGAUGCGAAGGCGAGAGGGGGGGCUCGGGCUGCAGAUGGGUUUUGCCGGCGGAAUUUCUUGUCGCCAGGUGCGGAGGAUGAGGAGGGGGAGGAGGAGGAGGAGGGGCCAGUGGUGGUGCCGAAUCCCAAGAGUGCGAGGGAGAGGAGGCGGAAAUUGCAGGAGGAGGUCAUGAGCGAUCCUGGCCGUGAGAUCGUGAUCGUGAUCGAUCGAUGGCUGAGAUUCCGCACCACGGCCAUGCUGGCGGCUCAGCUGUUCUGCCUGAGGGAGAGGCUGGCCGCUUGCUUUGCCACCAAGGUCCAUGAUCCGAGGAAGCCGCUCCCUCCCCUCCAAGCACUGACGCUCUACACCAUCGCCUCCCUCCUCUCCUUCGAGAACUACUUGCUUCCACCUCCAGCCAGCGAAUCUGGACCCGCUGGUUCGGAAGAGGUGGUGGCUGGGGAGGAGGGAGGGGAGCAGGAAGGGGUGGUGGGCGGUUCAGUGCGAGGGGAAGGGGUAGGAGUGGAGUAG
Closterium sp. NIES-65 is the source of this 3072-nucleotide messenger RNA. The record is from the annotation of a GenBank genome assembly. Lineage: Eukaryota; Viridiplantae; Streptophyta; Zygnematophyceae; Desmidiales; Closteriaceae.